AUGCAAAAUGAGACGACCAAAGACCUACGCGACACCAUCGCCAUGCAAAAGGAAGCGACUCAAGACUUUCGCGAUGUCAUCAAGGAUCUUCGGGAGCGCAAUGGCGACCUUCAAGAGCGCAACAGCGACCUCUCUGCCAGGAACGCGGCCCACGUCGAUCAGCACAACAAGCUCCAAGAGACCAAGAUUGAGCUGGCAGAGCUUCGGGACGAUCAUGUUGAGCUAAUUGACAACAACAAGCGCGAAGAGGAGCGCGUCGAUGAGCUGAACGCUAAGGUCAAGGAACAAGACGAGACUAUCCAGGACCUUCAACAGCAAAUCUCAAGCUCUAAUAUCAACGAGACCAAGCAAGCUCUCUAUGUGGCCCAGCUCACUCGUAUCAUCAAGAGGAAUCUCAUUGCGUUCCAGAAGCUGAAGGAAGAGUAUGAAGAGCUUCAGGUCACCUACACGACCAAGACGGCCGAGCAUAGCGCUGAUAUGAACGACCUCUCUGCAUCGUAUGAGGCCAAGGAAGCAGAGCUGCAAGAGCUGAAGGAUGAGCUGCAAGAGCUUCGCGACUACUACAAGGACCACGAAGAGCUUGUGAAAGAGCUGACGGUUAAGGCCAAGGAGCAAGACAAGACUAUCAAGGAGCUGAACACCAAGGUCAAGCAGCGUGAUGAGGCUCUUGAGCAGUUGCAGCAGCAAGUACAGGAAAAGGACAACUCCAUCCAGCACUUGCAGGGAGAAGUCAUCGCCUUAAGGCCCCAGACUUACUACUCGUACAACUUGGACGCCGAUUAUUGCUACUCUGAUGAUUCUGAGGAAUCUUAUCAAUCAUGA
Alternaria metachromatica is the source of this 822-nucleotide messenger RNA. RefSeq lists its product as uncharacterized. NCBI's taxonomy places the organism in Eukaryota, Fungi, Ascomycota, Dothideomycetes, Pleosporales, Pleosporaceae. The record is from RefSeq and is a predicted model, not a curated record. The transcript has a single exon. Bases 1 to 822 code for a protein of 273 amino acids.